CGUUGCUCUACUUAACAAGCUUCAGCUUACAGACUUACACACAGAGGGAAAGAGGGGGACCUCUUGCUUGUUUUCAGGGACUAGGUAGUUUCUUGAUGCUGUCCUGAGCAAAAACAUGGCAACAACACCAAAGGUUCAUUCUUCGGGCAGUAAAGGGAGGAGUCGGAUUUCCAUUUUCAUUAUCAUCGCUCUCUGUUGCUUCUUUUACUUGUUGGGAGUGUGGCAGAAGAGUGGUUUUGGUAAAGGCGAUGGCUACGCUAUGGAGAUGAAUAAGCAGCAGGUGAACUGCAAUAUCUCCCCGUCUCUGGACUUCGAGAGCCACCAUAAGUAUGUGGCUUUUGUCGAAUCAUCCGAGCCCAAAGCCAAAGUGUUUGAGCCAUGUGAUGCUAAGUUCACUGACUACACGCCUUGCCAAGAGCAAGACCGGGCCAUGAAAUUCCCUAGGGAGAACAUGAUUUAUCGAGAAAGGCAUUGCCCGCCGCAGGAGGAGAAAUUGCACUGCUUGAUCCCAGCGCCCAAUGGAUACACGACCCCUUUCCCUUGGCCAAAGAGCCGUGACUAUGUUUAUUACUCUAAUGUUCCUUUUAAGAGCUUGACGGUGGAGAAGGCUAACCAGAACUGGGUUGAGUAUCAGGGUAAUGUAUUCAAAUUUCCAGGAGGUGGGACGAUGUUUCCUCAAGGGGCGGAUGCAUAUAUCGAUGAGCUUGCACGAGUCAUUCCAAUAGCUGAUGGCACAGUCAGAACUGCUCUGGACACCGGUUGCGGAGUUGCUAGCUGGGGUGCUUAUAUGCUGAAGAGAAACGUGCUGCCAAUGUCGUUUGCACCAAGGGACAACCACGAGGCCCAGGUGCAGUUUGCUUUGGAGCGAGGCGUGCCAGCAAUUAUUGGGGUGCUUGGUUCCAUAAAACUUCCUUACCCGCCCCGAUCAUUUGAUAUGGCACAAUGUUCGAGGUGCUUAAUACAAUGGGCUUCCAAUGAUGGCAUGUACUUGAAGGAAGUUGAUCGGGUUCUUAGACCUGGUGGAUACUGGGUCUUGUCUGGUCCUCCGAUCAAUUGGAAGACAUACUAUAAGACGUGGAAAAGGACAAAAGAAGAUUUGGAGGCCGAACAAACAAGAAUUGAAGAUUUGGCCAAAAGCCUUUGCUGGGAGAAGAAGUAUGAGAAGGGGGAUAUUGCUAUCUUUAGGAAGAAGAUCAAUGCCAAGUCUUGCAAAAGAAAAUCGGCUAACUAUUGUGAAGCCUCAGAUGACGACGACUUGUGGUAUAAGAAAAUGGAGACGUGUGUAACUCCCUUCCCAGAGGUGGAGAGUCCUACUGAAGUAGCGGGAGGAGAGUUGAAGAAGUUUCCAGCUCGGCUUUAUGAUGUUCCACCUCGGGUACGCAAUGGUGAAGUUCCUGGGGUCACACCGGAAUCGUACGAAGAGGACAGCAAGCUUUGGAAAAAGCACGUUGCAGCUUACAAAAGGAGUAUUAGAUUGCUCGGCACCACAAGAUACAGAAACAUUAUGGAUAUGAAUGCUGGCCUCGGAGGCUUUGCUGCGGCCUUGGAGUCAUCAAAGCUUUGGGUGAUGAAUGUUGUUCCGAUAAUUGCUGAAAAAACUCUAGGCGUCAUCUACGAGAGAGGAUUGAUCGGCAUGUAUCACGAUUGGUGUGAAGGAUUCUCUACUUAUCCAAGGACGUAUGACCUCAUUCACGCCAGCGGCUUAUUCAAAUUAUACGAUAACAAGUGUGAAUUUGAAGACAUACUCCUAGAAAUGGACCGGAUUUUGAGGCCGGAAGGGAUGGUGAUCGUUCGGGAUGAAGUGGACGUGAUAAACAAGGUGAUGAAGAUCGCGGGAGGGAUGAGAUGGGAUUUAAAAAUGGUGGAUCAUGAAGAUGGCCCUCUUGUUCCUCAGAAGAUACUGAUUGCAAUGAAACAAUAUUGGGUGGCAGCUGCUGCCUCCAAUUCUACUGAUCAAUGAGGUUAUGCUGUUAUAUUGCUAUCUUCAGGAGAGAAAGACACACUUAAAGUAAAUCUUAGCAAUUAUUUACUCAAUGAAUUUUGUUUUAUUUACUUAAUUUAACACUAUCAACUUGGAGGGUGCACCAUAUUUUGUAUUCAGCAAUUGUAUCUAUAUUUGUUUCAAGUUAAUGGACAAAUAAGAGAAGUUACUUAUUUA
Molecule: messenger RNA, 2158 nt
Organism: Salvia hispanica
Lineage: Eukaryota; Viridiplantae; Streptophyta; Magnoliopsida; Lamiales; Lamiaceae
Product: putative methyltransferase PMT14
Cellular component (GO): endosome; trans-Golgi network; cytoplasm
Molecular function (GO): methyltransferase activity
Source: RefSeq, a predicted model, not a curated record